This is a messenger RNA of Thrips palmi, 5183 nucleotides long. RefSeq lists its product as uncharacterized. Gene Ontology annotation, molecular function: ATP-dependent protein folding chaperone; ATP binding. NCBI's taxonomy places the organism in Eukaryota, Metazoa, Arthropoda, Insecta, Thysanoptera, Thripidae. The coding region runs from base 301 to 4713 and encodes 1470 amino acids. The transcript has 16 exons. The record is from RefSeq and is a predicted model, not a curated record.
GAGUAUUCCCCUCGCAGCUGACUCAGCGUCUCCCCGUUCAUGCGACGUGAUACCUCUCUCGACAGGGACAACGGCCAGAAGCGUAGCAAGGUUUGCCCUUGCCCUCUACGGCGUGUCACUGGUUCAAACUUCAAACUUAGCAAACCGGAAGUUUGGGCUCACAGCCUGAAUCGUGCGUGCACCGCAGAAACCGCCAUUUCACACUGGCAACGGAUGUGCUCUUCCAUCCCUGGAUCGGCUUCUCAGGAAUCGAACUAGGUUCGGCAAUCUCAGUGAGAGUUAUCCACCCAAGGCGGCGAGAUGCCGAUCCAGGAAGUGAUCGUCGGCGUGGACUUCGGCACCACUAACUCGGUGGUGGCCGUCUACCAGCACGACGGCGUGGAGGUCCUCACCAACGACAUCGACAGUCGGAAGACGCCGAGCUGCGUCUACAUCAAUGACAAGGAUCGGGAGGUCGGCGAGGCGGCUCUCCGCAUGGCGCCCAGCUUUCCUGAAUACACCAUCCGGAAUGUGAAAUCGGUCCUUGGAGUAACAAUGAGCGCACUUGGUGAUCGAGUUCCCUUGGGUGCUGUCCGAAUCGAGGGAACCUCUCCAACUAAUGCGAUUGCUGUGAAAAUCGCCAACAUGAAAUGUUUCCAAUCAGAAGAAAUUGCAGCCAUGGUGCUGCUGGAGCUAAAGAAGUCUGCGGAGGCGCAACUUGCAUCGAAAUUGAAUGAAGCGGUGAAAGUGAACAGAGCCGUCGUCGCCGUGCCCUCGUACUUCGGUGCUUGUCAGCGACGAGCCGUGAUCGAUGCGGCGCACCUGGCCGGCCUGCAAGUGACUGGACUGGUCAACGAGACCACAGCUGCUGCCGUUGCGUACGCGCACGACCGGGAGGACCCGAAGACCGUGGUCUUGGUGGACAUCGGCGGAGGCGGCAGCAGCAUGUCCGUCGUAAAGGUGGAGUGCAACCAGGUGUGGGUGCAGGCGCACUCUGGGCCUCGACUCCCCGGUGGCGAGGAUUUUGACAACAAGAUGAUGGAGUUCCUCGGACAGUGUGUCGAGAAAGAUCUCGGGAAGGAGGUCAAUGACCCUCAUGACCGUGAAAUUCUGCGCUCCCAUUGGGUCAAGGCGAAGGAAAAGUUGUCGCGGAUCCCGCAAGUAUCCUUCGUAGUCUUCUUGCCGGGAAUUGGGCUGGAGUUCGCCGCAGACGUGAACCGGUCCGACUUUCAGGCGCAGUGUGGAGAUCUUUUUCGAGAGAUCACGGAUGGUCUUCUCAGAACACUGGAAGGGGUACGUGUUGAUGAAGUGCACGAAGUGCUCCUUGUCGGUGGGUCCACCCGGAUCCCCCUCCUCCGCACCCUCAUCCAGAAAGAAUUGCCGGGCAAGCCGCUCAGUAAAGCCAUCAACCCGGACGAGGCGGUGGCCGAGGGUGCCGCCCUCUUGGCAGCAGGUUUUGUCGAAGUGAAGCGAGAGGUGCUCUCACUCAAGACCGAGGUGACCAUGGCGGAGAAAUGCAGUAUUUUUGCGCGGAACACUGAACUCCCGCAACGUCGGGAUUCCUCAAAAUUUUGGAAUCAGGCGAUUGAGGUUCAUCAAGAGAUCCAAAUCGGGCAGCGGGCACCUGUAGUUAACUUUAGAAGAAGAGGCAUGAAGUAUGUCGAAAUAGACGCAAGUGGGCUGCUGCAUGUCCGCGACGGCGGUGGGGAGGUGAAAUGCUUGUUGUCAGGGUGCCUUACUCCCGCCAGCAUUGAGAAACACCGGAAAAGAAUGGACACUUACAAGCAAAAUGAGCUUACUGAAUCAGAGAGAAUCGAGUCCAAAAACGCAUUGGAUGAACUGCUUCGUAUGGAGCGUGGAAAACAGGCUUUGCCAGACGAUUUAUUUCACAAGGAGGCCAUGGAACUCCGAGACGAAUGUGGACGACUUUUGGACUGGCUCGCUGAGAAUAGUGACGAGCAAGCCAAAGUUUAUGACGAAAGGCGCAUCCAAGUUGAAGGACGGGUUGCUCAUUUGCGUGAUAAGCGAAUGAAUGAACAGCAGAGAGUGGCCGCAAAGGAUAGACUACGUGAAGCAUUGGCGGCUACAAUAGCGGCUGAAAUCCCUGAGGACCCGUUCCGUGAGAAGGCAUUGGAAUUGAAAAACUACUGUGAAAUGCAGCUCGAUGAAUUUGGAGUGCAUGAAAGUUCUUCGAAAUCGAAAUUAGACCAGGAACUUGAUCAUGUUCUGGAAAGGGUUAGCGACUUGGAGCGUCAAAGAGAGCGGCACGCUGAAUUGCAGCGGCAGGAAGAAGCCAGAGCAUCUUUUGAAAAUGCUGUAAUCAAGACCACUGUAAGCUGGACGGACAAAACCUCAUUUGGGCACUAUUUUGAAAAGAUUAUGCGUCUUUGCCAUGAUGCAAAACGUUGGCUUGAAAGUCGUGGAACUGCGGUGGAUGUAGCCAUUUGCAAACAACAGCAUGAAUCCUUUGAUCGUGAAGUAUCUGCCCUUGAUGCAGAAGUCAAAAGGGAAAUAAGACAAGCCGAAGAGCGAAGGCAGCGUGCUAAGGCGUCGGCUGACUCCAUGCUCCAGGAGGCGCUUUCUGUUCAGAUUCCGAAAGAAGACGACAGGUUGUACUCAGUGACCAAGAUGUACGUUGAACAUUGGAAAGAGUCGUUUGAAUUGCUUCAGAAAAGCCCCUCAGAGUCCCAGAGUGUAUAUGAAAAGAUAACGAAGGACGUGGAUGCAGAGAUGACUGAGUUUCGGCGACUUCAAGCUAAGGAAGCGGAAAGAGUGCGACUGACGGCGUUGAUUGAAGCGACGCUAACAAAUGGGCUGCAGGAGUUCAAGGAUAACCAGGACGAUGACAGUCUCCUCAUUCAGCUCAAAACAUGGUAUCGGAAAUGGUUGGAUAAUAACCCUGAAGCUUCCAACCAGGAUUUAGAUCUCUGUCGGGCUAGGGUUGACGAGGUGAUGGAGAGCUUGCGUAAGGCCAGACAUCACCAGUUGAUCCAAGAGAAAGAAAGUUCAUCAGUCCAAGAAGCGCGCAAGCAAGCCAUUUCGUGUGCUGAGAAACUGUUGUUGGACUUUGGCUUCAAAGAACUUUCUGUUUCCAAGAGCUCUCGUGCUGCAUACGUCCCAGAGCACUUCACUCAGACUGCGGAUGAGGAACCCAUGGACGUUGACACUGGGGAUCAAGCCAGUAAUGAAAUUAAAAAUGGAGCCAUAUUUGACAACAAUACCAUGAUAGAAGUAUGGCAAAGCUUUCAGCAGCCAGCUGAUCGACAGCGUCCUGAACUACUUUCCCACCGAUCGCCUAACCAGUGUCAGGCAAUACUGGAGUCCCUAUCAGAGGAGGUAGCUUUGGAAGCGUUGGUGGUUGCCGGCUCGGCGGGACUCAUGGCGCUUCUUCUGGACCGGGAGGUGACGGCUGACCAAGAGCUUGUGUCGCUGUCGGUGCGAUACGUAUCCAUUACUGGUAGCCCAGAUGAACGCCUGCUGCUGGUGCAGGACAGAAGGGCCUUUAAUGGACAAGGAAAGGAGUUUGCCAUCUCGCUAUUCAGACGUUUCAAGGAGCUUUGUGAAAAGGCGGGUAUUGCAAGCCAAAUGCGUCUGGAAUUCCUGAGUGCACCUGACUGUGGAAGCUUUGUGCCGUUCUUCGUUGCACUCGCACAGCAAGACGGAUGGGGCAUUUCGAGAGCUGACAGCAUCUCGGAGCCCCUCGACAAACGUUUGGCCGUUGCAUUCUACGAAUCUGUCCACCCGGACGAUGCCAUUUGCGUUACCGUUCUCAGCACAAUCGACACAUUGAGGCAGAAAUUUGCCGUAGAUAGCAAAUGGUUCCCAAUGCUGAGGCGCCAUUGCAACUUUGUCGGGGUGGAUGAUCCCUGGGUGACCUACACUUCAUCUACAGAAUUUGUGCUCCGUCACCGGAAAGGAUUAGCUGACCUGCUAUGUUGCGUGGUAAAGUCCGAUCCGAAAGAAAAGAUCAUUAUGGACUCAAUCAAUCUGAAAUUGGGAGAAUUUCUUUUUACUUCUUGCUUAGUAGCCUUUGAUGGGGUAUUUGCUCAGCUUCAGAGUGAUCCAGACCAAGAGAAGGACUUGAACUCAGGCUGGAAAUCAAUUUUGAGCCGAAUGGAGGGGCAUGAAGCUGUUCUAAUGGGGAACCAGUUCCAGGAUUUCCUCAUCUCAAGAAUAAUAUUGACGACAGGAGUUUCCUGCAUGACCCGUGAAAACAAGGCUCGCACAUUAGUGGACAAUGUAAUAAGAUUAGCAAUCAAUAUCACAAAGCAAUCGUUGAUCGGCUUUGAGGACUGCCGAGUUGUUCAGCGUUGCCUGGAGUCUCAGGAAGACAAGUCGGGCGGUCGAUAUGACAAGCCCAACCACAAAUUUUAUCAAGAGCUGUUGUCAUUUAGGGCAGAGUAUUCUCGGGCCAGCUUUGAUUUGUCGUGCAUUCUUCGUCAAAAGCUUCGCCAUGAGUUCCGGAAAGACGUGCCCGCCCUGUAUGCAGCUGUACAGCGCGCUCUUACCGUGCCACUGUUGCCGCCCAUGAGUGAGCGCUCCGCGGUGCAGCUCCGUCAGGGUGCCCGUCGGACCAACGCGGCCCUGCGUGUCUUCAACAGUGCUGCUGUGCCCAUCGCGGCGCGGAAAUACCGUCCCUUGAAUGAAACUAUUGCUAGAGCGGUAGCAAGCGUGCUCUCCAAGUGUCCCGAACUGAAAGGCACCCACCCGGGCUGCAUUCCCACAGCGCUGUGACGUGGGUGGAGGUUCCAAAGCCAUUGCAGAGAGUUCAAGGUGUGCCGCUAGAUAUCUCUGAAUCAACAUUAUUUAAAGAGAAUUUGGGGAAAAAAUGUUUUCUUUGCAGGAAUUGAACGUAAGCAUUACAGGGGUGUUUGUGUUGAGCCAACAGGAAAUACAGUUCUUGAAAUCCACCUUACAUGAUUGUAAUUGGGCUUAGUUUGUAGUAUUAUUCAGUUCCUUUAGUCUCUAAGCACUUUUGUUUUUGAAUCAUUUGAUAUCAUAAUUCGUAUGGUUAUUUUAUUGUGUUAUUUUGGCAUUGUGUGCCCUGCUCAAUUCCUGCAUAGGUUAAUUGAUAUUGUUACAAUCACCAGUUUGAAAUAUUGUUUUGUGAAAGUUAUCUUAAUUGGCAGUUGCUGCCUCGUUGCAGUUGUAUUCUUAUUUUCUACUAUCAUGUAUCAAGAAAUUAAAGUUUAUCUGAGAACUUA